ACUAAUCUAUAAUACUGUCAGUGGGGAACAGCAACUGUUUGGUAGCAGCGUUCUUCCAAAUAUAUUCAAAAGAAUAUUAUUCGUACAGGUUUGGAACAACUUGAGAGCUACCGCACCAAACCAGCAGAUGGCAGUAAUGCACCACGCUUUCCGCUUUCACCCUGUGGUGUUAAAGCAGAGAAAGAACUGUAGUGGCAAUAUGGCAGCGUACUGUAAGAAAUGACUUUCUUUUAAAAGAUGAAUCAAGCUUUGUGAGCUUUUUACAUCAGUGUAUGUUUGUACUUGUUUUCAUUUGGUGGAUCUAGUGUUAAAGCUAGUGUGAAAUGAGCACAUUACAGUUCAUGUUGGAUUCCUCUUACAAUAUAGCAGUUGACGCAUCAAAAGCCCAUCUGAAAGCACAAUGACAGUCGGUAAGACAGCUGUGAAGGUGGUGCAUUUAGGAAGGAUUUCCUACCACGGUGCCUUGAAGGUCCAGCAGCAGCACAUAAAGCAACAUCUGGAUUUGUCCAGCACCAACCCAAACACUUUAUUACUGUGUGAACACGAGCCUGUGUACACCAUCGGCAUCAGACAGGCUCCUUACCCUCCUAAGGAGGAGCAAAGACUCAAAGCUCUAGGCGCAGACUUCUUCCGUACCAACCGAGGAGGUCUGAUAACAUUUCAUGGUCCUGGUCAGCUGGUGUGUUAUCCCAUCCUUAACCUGGGCUGCUUUAAGAAGAGUGUGAGAUGGUAUGUGUGUGAACUGGAAAAGACGGUGAUCAACAUGUGCAGUAAAUUCGGAAUCGAAGCCACCACUUCUCCAGAUACAGGCGUCUGGGUGAGCAACAACAAAAUCUGUGCAAUUGGUAUUCAUUGUGGAAGAUAUAUCACCUCCCAUGGACUGGCUCUUAACUGCAACACAGACAUGAGUUGGUUUGACAACAUUGUGCCGUGUGGCAUUGUGGGUAAGGGUGUGACGUCACUGAGCCGAGAGCUAGGACGGGACGUCCCAACUGAGGAAGCUGUACCAAAACUGCUGGAAGCCUUCGCUGAACAAUUUAACUGCACUUUAACAUAAUUAAUAAAUGUUUGAAUAGUUUCAAGUGUUUGAAUAUGUGCUUGUAUUGAUAUGGCUGUUUAUGUGCAAUAUCAUUUUAUCUUCCUGAAGAAAUACUGUAGUAGUACCAUGGUACAGUGAUGUAUCAGAUGGAAAUGGUACAGCAUACUUGCAGUAUUCAUGGAACAAAGUUGCUUCAAAGAAUAUCAUGGUCCAAAAAUGUUGUUCAUGGAUGACCAAACAGAUUUUCUUCGUUUGUUUUGUUGAGAAAUGUUGCUUGAGCAAGUGAACAAUAUAAACACUGAAGACAGAAGUGAUACAGUGCAGCAAUACAUUUUACAGGGUUCCCACGGGUCCUUGAAAUACUUGAAAGUUUGUGAAUCUGAAAAAUUAUAAGGCCCUGGAAAGUUUUUGAAAAGAAACAUACAUAGAUACAGGUCCUGUAUUGCUUGUAAGUGCUUGAAUUUAUUUUGUUCCAUAUUAUUCCCUUGGGUCUGCUAAUGUGUUAUUUCUUCAACACUUCAUGGCCUAUGCAUACUACCUUGCUUGAUUUACGUUAGUUAGGGUGACCAUACGUCCUCUUUUUUUCUGGACAUGUCCUCGUUUUGGACCUAAAAUAUGCGUCCGACCGGGAUUUCUAACCUCCCCAAAAUGUCCAAUGAUUCGGCUUUUGCUUUUUACAGUCACCAUUCAUUGUGUGUGUUUUUGCAUUAAAGCCCUACGGGACUGUUUUCUUGAUCCCCCUCCCACUGAAUUUCGGGCCAUUACCGCCUGCUCACGCAAUCAUUCUAAUACUGAAUAAAAUUUUCACGCAUCAGGGAGCCAGUAUCCUACGCGGAGUGUUUAAAUCUCAUUUAAAUGAGCAGCUAUUCACUUUCAAUCGAUCACACACACACUGUAUAAAGGAAGCACAUCUUACAAGAUCAGAUAUGAACACAUUAUCUGCUAAGCAGCAAAUCCUCCAGCAUGAUUUGUCAGUCAUCUCUCCUUACUCUUGUCUUGACCCAUGGUCAGUUAAAUCUGAUUCCUGCAGCUUGUGUUGGAUCCAGGGUUGCCAAAUCUGCAUUUUUUGCACAGAACUGGGCCGAUUUUAAACUCUUGCGGAGGCUUGAUUUUCUCCUGUAGGUUAAAUGUUUAACAUAUUGCAUAAAUUACAUUUGACUGAAAUGCUUUUAUUGAAACAUUUUUCAUUCUACCUAUGAUAAAACUAGCCACUGGUAGGAAGCCUUUUAGCUGUGUUUAUGAUCAAUCUGCACAAGGGUGACUGUAAAAAUAUACAUUUUAGGUAUGGAAAUUAAAUAUUUUGAGUUUUGAUAUGGGAUAUGGUCAUUGUGCUACUUUGGGGGCUUUUUUAUGCAAAACAGAAAUACAACAAAAAGAAUAUCAGAUAUCUCUGUCAUAUAGCCAGAAAUAAAUAAUUGAAUUUGAGGGUACUGGACCUGGAAAGUCCUUGAAAGGUCCUUGAAUUUGAAAUUAAUCUAGGUGUGGGAACCCUGAUUUUAGGAUCUAACCUCAAACUAACAUAAAAUAUGAAAACACUAAUAACAAAUAGGCAUAUACUGAAUGAAUUGAGGUCAAAAUACUAUUCUGACUGGUUAUGGCUUCUGGAUUGUGUUCUAGAAAUUAAAAGCAGUUAUUAAAAGCAAUAUCACUGAUUAUCUUAUGACACACCUAUGUUCUUGAUUUCUAAGCAAACUGUCAUGGGUCGCUCAGAUGUUAACCGUCAGUGACAUCUGGAUAUGUACUAAGGAUGUCAUUUGUGUGUGCUGUCUGUUAGUGGUUUUCAUGACUGUACGUGAGACAUACUGCUGGCAUGAGAUCAGCAGGAUAAAAAUAUUCCAGGCAGUGAUUUGAGCAUGUAAUUAUCAUGAAUUAUUUAACACAUUUUCCGGAAGUGGACGAGUACAGUAAACACUACUGCAUUGCUGACAUGGGAAAAAUUAGUCUCCCUUAUACCAAAUUACACAUGUUGGUUUUAACAUUCAUAAAUUAUUAAACAGAAAACCUGAAUGAGAUUAACACUGCAAUUACCAAUUAUUAUUAUA
This is a messenger RNA of Labeo rohita (rohu), 3081 nucleotides long. It is a transcript of the gene lipt2, whose product is annotated as lipoyl(octanoyl) transferase 2. Gene Ontology annotation, molecular function: lipoyl(octanoyl) transferase activity. Gene Ontology annotation, cellular component: mitochondrion. The record is from RefSeq and is a predicted model, not a curated record. The coding region runs from base 401 to 1057 and encodes 218 amino acids. NCBI's taxonomy places the organism in Eukaryota, Metazoa, Chordata, Actinopteri, Cypriniformes, Cyprinidae. Gene Ontology annotation, biological process: protein lipoylation. The transcript is spliced from 3 exons.